Molecule: messenger RNA, 867 nt
Organism: Fusarium fujikuroi IMI 58289
Lineage: Eukaryota; Fungi; Ascomycota; Sordariomycetes; Hypocreales; Nectriaceae
Product: related to Rtm1p
Exons: 2
Coding region: 1-867 (288 amino acids)
Cellular component (GO): membrane
Source: RefSeq, a predicted model, not a curated record
AUGGAGCUUUUCCCACGGAUUGACAAACUUGCCGAUGGCAAGUUGGACUUUAAGCUGUACCGGUACACGCCUUCGUUUCCUGCUGCCAUCGUUGCCACCGUCAUCUUCGCGAUACUUUCCUGCCUUCAUCUAUGGCGCCUCUACAAAGCCCGAGCCUGGUAUUUUAUUCCGUUCACAAUCGGCGGUGCUUUCGAAACCAUCGGUUACGCGGCGCGAAUUGUAUCCCAUAAUAACAAGGAUUCUGUGCCUGCCUACAGCGUCCAAGCAAUUCUUAUCCUCGUCGCGCCGGCUCUCUUCGCCGCGUCGAUCUACAUGAUCCUCGGCCGAAUCAUCAUCUCCCUUCGAGCUCAACAUCUCUCAUUGAUUCCCGUUCGAUGGCUGACAAAGGUCUUUGUCUGUGGUGACAUCGUGUCCUUUUCGCUCCAAGCAGCCGGAGGCGGUAUCCAGGCAUCCGGUACCAUCGAGGCGUAUGAUAGGGGUGAAAAGAUCAUCCUCGCCGGUUUGUUCGUUCAGAUUGUGGUGUUCGGUUUCUUCGUUGUUACCGCUGGGCUGUUCAACAGGAAGUGCCUCAAGAACCCAACAAUGGCCGCCAGAGAGAAUGCAUUCCCACGGAGACUCGACCUUAAUGUCUUGUAUACUGUCAGCAUUAUCAUCCUGGUUCGAAGCAUCUUUCGUGUCGUCGAAUAUCUCCAGGGCAACGGCGGAUACUUAAUUUCCCACGAGGUCUUUCUCUAUAUUUUUGAUGCUGUGUUGAUGGCUAUCGUCAUGGUUAUCUUCCUCAUUUGGUAUGUGGACCACCUUCAAUACAAAGAUGGCGACCAAUACGACCUUGAGCCUUGCGUCUUCGAUGAGACAACUUCUUCUUGA